Macrobrachium nipponense is the source of this 1206-nucleotide messenger RNA. RefSeq names its product 4-hydroxy-2-oxoglutarate aldolase, mitochondrial-like. The coding region runs from base 265 to 1143 and encodes 292 amino acids. Gene Ontology annotation, cellular component: mitochondrion. Gene Ontology annotation, molecular function: (R,S)-4-hydroxy-2-oxoglutarate aldolase activity. The transcript has 8 exons. Lineage: Eukaryota; Metazoa; Arthropoda; Malacostraca; Decapoda; Palaemonidae. The record is from RefSeq and is a predicted model, not a curated record. Gene Ontology annotation, biological process: glyoxylate catabolic process.
UGUUUGCCCUGCUUGAUUAAUCGAAUCAUUUCUGUUGUAGGGAAAAGGGUUCGUUCGUGGGUUCUUCUCGUCCGGACAGAAUUUUAUGGAGAGGUAAUCCUGAAACCGCUGCUCUUGCGUUUCAUGGUACUACUCAGGUCACGUGAAAGUUGCGUUUGUAAAAGCAACAAUGCAGAUCAGCAUAAAGUACCCAUGUAUACCCCAGACUAGAAAUAUAGAAAUUUGCUAGGAAAUGAAACGGUGACUAGAACCUUCCACCAAAAAAUGCCCUCUCCGGAAUGGUGGAAGCUUAUAGGAAUCUGCUUGAUCGGAACUGAGACUGGAAUUCUCAAGCUCGUCAAAGAAGAAGGAAACAAUCAUCAAAGUUUGGUGGUUCAAGGGAGUAAUGGAGAAUAUGUCUACCUGAGCACUGAAGAAAGAGUGGAGCUGGUAAAGCGAGUAAGAGAAUUUCUUCCCUCCGCUUCUGAUAAAUUGCUGCUUGCAGGGUCAGGAUGUGAAUCUACUAAAGCAACUAUUCAAAUGAGUGAAAGGAUGGCUGCUGUUGGUGCAGAUGCUGUCAUGGUUGUUACUCCCAGUUACUAUAAACCAGGAAUGAAGGACAAGGCUUUACAUUCUCAUUUCACGGCAGUUGCUGAUAGAAGUCCAGUACCUGUCAUCCUGUACAGCGUACCAGCAUUUACAGUUAUUGAUCUUAGUUUGGAUGUGAUAGUAGACUUGGCACAUCAUCCCAACAUUGUAGGCAUCAAGGAGAGUGGUGGGGAUAUUACUAAAAUUGGAAAUAUUGUACAUCAGACACAAGGAUUAGAUUUCCAAGUCAUAGCAGGAUCUGCAAGUUUUCUAUUAGCAACCCUGCAAAUAGGUGGUGUUGGUGGUGUAGCUGCUCUUGCAAAUGUUCUUGGAAAGGAAGUAUGUGAAUUACACAAACUUUUUAGUGAAGGCAAAUUAUCAGCUGCAGUAGAUCUUCAAAAGAGGCUCAUUGCCCCGAACUCAGCAGUCACAAAAGAUUUUGGCAUUACUGGCCUAAAACAGGUGAUGGACUGGAAGGGAUUUUAUGGUGGUCCAACACGAUCACCUUUACAACCUCUUCCUGAAACUGAAAUAGCAAAGUUACGUAAAGUUUUUGUUGAGAGUGGGUAUCUGUAAAGUGUCAAUAGAUAAUAAAAUCUUUGUUGCUUAUUGACAAAUAAAUAUUUUAUAUAUAAUAAA